This is a messenger RNA of Cryptomeria japonica (Japanese cedar), 1125 nucleotides long. RefSeq names its product LOB domain-containing protein 24. The record is from RefSeq and is a predicted model, not a curated record. The transcript has 2 exons. NCBI's taxonomy places the organism in Eukaryota, Viridiplantae, Streptophyta, Pinopsida, Cupressales, Cupressaceae. The coding region runs from base 207 to 707 and encodes 166 amino acids.
UGAAAUCUUUGAUACCGUGAAUUCUUUUACUUCACAGCUGUGUAAUUAUUUCUUCUCUUAGCGUUACGACAUUAGAUGUGAUUGUUGAUUAUUGAUUCCUAUUAAAGAGCUGGUGUUCUAGACCUUAGACAGUGCCCUCAAUCUGCGCAACUUCUAUAUAUAUAUUUUCGUUUUGGGUAGACCAAUUUUGGCAAUUUUUGUUUAGAAUGGGAGGAAGCAAACAUACAGGAAGCUCUCCCUGCGCUUCUUGCAAGCUUCUGCGCAGACGUUGUGCAAAAGACUGCAUUUUUGCCCCUUAUUUUCCUGCAGACGAGCCGCACAAAUUUGCCUGCGUGCAUAAGGUCUUUGGCGCGAGCAACGUUAGCAAAAUGCUUCAGGAUCUUCCAGUAGAUUUAAGAGCGGAUGCAGUUGGCAGCUUAGUAUACGAGGCAAAUGCUAGAGUCAGAAAUCCUGUGUAUGGCUGUGUAGGUCUCAUCUCAUGUCUGGAGAAACAAAUAAUAGAUUUAAGAAUGCAAUUGGCUAUGACCAAGGCUGAGGUGGGGUACCUAAGGCGCAGUGUAAUUUCAAGUGAAAUGGUUCGUAUUGAUCCUAAUGAGGAUUUUGAUAGGAAGCAAGUCGUGGCCUUGGAUCAUCCCCUCCAUCAAAAUAAUUACCAAAUUGCUUAUCCUUCUGAUCAGUUUCAAGCCCAAGCUCCGUUAUGGACAUAAGAAAGCCUAUGUGGGCUUGCCAAUAAAGAGUAGGAAUAUCAGAUUAUCCUCGAUCUUUAUUGGAUUUGCAGUUUGAAGUUUUGUUGUGAGUUGUAUCUCUGCAUUCUUUGUAACGUUUAAAUUAGAUCUUGUUAAGGUUAGAGUUAUAGAAUUUGUUUCUUUUCUUUCUAUAGAUAUUAAUAAAACAGGAAUAAGGUAAAUUAUAUGCAUGUUCGCAUCUAAUGUUGAGUUGUAUUAGAGAAAGAAAGUGUUGUUAAAAAAAGGCUGAUGAUAUUCUGAAGGAUAUCAAUGUGCUUUUUCAUCCUUCAAAUCAGGAACAUAUUACCCUGAAGAAACAUGAAUUCUUGUUUCAUUCAAAGCAGGGAAGAGGCUCUGUAAAUAGGUGCUUGAGAAAGUUUAUGGAUGCUUCAUUUUUGGA